AAGAGGGGAAAAAAAAAAAAGAAGAGAAAAUUAGCUAGUGAAGAAUGGUUCCCUCAAUGAACGCUUCAAACGGCAUAAUUUCUCUACCCAAAAAUCAGAACCUCUAAACUCGAAACCAAAGAGGAAAAAGAAAAAAAAAAUUAAAGAAAAAGAAAAAGAAAAAAGAAAGGGAAAGAGAUUUCCCCUUUUCCAUUUCCCUAUCAGGAUGUAUGAUUGAAGAAAAAGAAGAAGAAGAAGGAAGAAGGAAGAAUUUUGAGGAUUUCGAGCUUUGUCCUCAGGUGUUAAGAUCUGAGGCUAAGAAAAGAGAAUGAGCGCUUCGAGGUUUAUAAAGUGCGUGACUGUUGGUGAUGGUGCUGUUGGCAAAACUUGUUUGCUGAUUUCUUACACCAGCAACACUUUUCCUACUGAUUAUGUGCCAACUGUUUUCGACAAUUUCAGUGCUAAUGUUGUUGUCAAUGGGAGUACUGUUAAUCUGGGGUUAUGGGAUACUGCAGGACAGGAGGACUAUAACAGACUUAGACCUUUGAGUUAUCGCGGGGCAGAUGUGUUCAUAUUGGCAUUCUCUCUUAUUAGCAAGGCCAGUUAUGAAAAUGUCUCCAAAAAGUGGAUUCCGGAGUUGAAACAUUAUGCCCCUGGUGUUCCAAUAGUUCUUGUUGGGACUAAGCUUGAUCUUCGGGACGAUAAGCAGUUCUUUAUUGAUCAUCCUGGAGCUGUGCCCAUUUCUACAGCCCAGGGAGAGGAGCUGAGGAAGCUGAUUGGUUCACCUGCUUAUAUUGAGUGCAGUUCCAAAACGCAGCAGAAUGUGAAGGCAGUUUUUGAUGCAGCCAUCCGAGUUGUCCUUCAACCACCAAAGCAGAAAAAAAAGAAGAGCAAAGCACAGAAGGCCUGCUCCAUAUUGUGAUUGGAAAAUGAAAAUGUAAAAAGAUCGUGGCCUUCCGUCCCAUUUGCAGUCCGUUUCACCCCACUCUUUCUGUUUCUCUUCCCCUUGCUCUUGAAGAUAUUUUAGAAGCCCUGGAUUAUAGUCUCAGCUGACAGCUCAGGAUCUCUGUGAAGCAUCUGGUGGUCUUGGUAUUACUUUAUUGGAACUGUUGUGAAUCUCUAAUUGUUGAUGGAUGCCGGCUCCUUCUCUCGACUCCACUUUUUUGAUAUUGUUUUUAUGUAUUAAUGCCCCUGGAACUACCCUGUUAGGAAAUUGCACGGGACAACCGUAAAUUUCAUUGUUUCUUGUAUUGUUUUUGAAAUGCUUGGUAUGUUUGUUGGUUUCAACUUCUGUGCAUAGUUUGUCGCAACUUAUUUGUUUCUGAUAGGUAUAUGGGUCCCUUUCUUUCGUAUCAUUGAUCAGUUUAUGCAAUUAAUAUCCUGUCACUCUUGUUCAUUCA
Molecule: messenger RNA, 1379 nt
Organism: Theobroma cacao (cacao)
Lineage: Eukaryota; Viridiplantae; Streptophyta; Magnoliopsida; Malvales; Malvaceae
Product: rac-like GTP-binding protein RHO1
Biological process (GO): small GTPase-mediated signal transduction
Molecular function (GO): GTPase activity; GTP binding
Source: RefSeq, a predicted model, not a curated record